Spodoptera litura is the source of this 894-nucleotide messenger RNA. RefSeq lists its product as uncharacterized. The record is from RefSeq and is a predicted model, not a curated record. NCBI's taxonomy places the organism in Eukaryota, Metazoa, Arthropoda, Insecta, Lepidoptera, Noctuidae.
AAUGUGCAAAUUGUACGUGCCGUGUAAAAUUAUGUGAAUUUCAGUUUUAAAAGCAAUAGAACAGUCUCGAACAUGUUGGUCGAGGCUUGCAGUGCCAUUCUUUAUGGAGCUGUGUUCCUCAGCCUAAUCCUUAUCGACUUCAUCCUCGGCCAUGGGUUCGUGGACAUGUUUCAGAAAAUCUUCUGUAAGAUCACGUGCUUCGUCAAGAGGACUGUUAAAGAAGAGGCCAAGAAUGUGACCGUGUUGCCAGAGAAUCCUAUAAGUUUGCCCGUGCUUUUCAUGGAGAUUUUGGUCCUGAGUCUCACGAUUGCUGUAUGUUUGUUCCUAAACAAGUACAAGCAAUUCCGAAGCAAGGAUCGAAUCGAUGAUCUCCUUCAUGAAAGCAAAGAAGCCUUGAGACAGACCAACGAGUUUCUUGAGAAGUGGAGACUACGACGGGUUCCCACCGAAUAUUCCUACUUAGAUGAGGAGCCGCAGGAGAUCAAACCACUCAGAUUAGAAGUGCCUAUUCUCCACAUGGCUAUUAUAGACGCUAUGAUGAAUAGUCAACACUCUGUAAGGAGAAGAUCUUGCAUUGGAGACGCAUUGACUCUAGGCACGACAAGAAGUCAGCCAGAAAGGGGAGACGCAGGAGACACAGUCAACAUCACAGACUCAACGCUUCUCUCAGUCACCUCACUUCUCGAUGAAGAUUUGGAAUCGAUUCCAGAACAACGACUUAGUGAAGAGAAAAUUGUUGAAGAGACUAAAAACAUCGAGUUUAGGAAUCGAACGCUUUGGGAUGUAAUGGAAGAAGACAGUAACACUUUGGAAGAUUAACCCUUUGACUUCAGAAAUAUGCAAUCAUAGUUUGUUUGAUUUGUCAAAUAGUAAGUUUUUUUAUUAAAGUGUGUU